Molecule: messenger RNA, 1536 nt
Organism: Galendromus occidentalis (western predatory mite)
Lineage: Eukaryota; Metazoa; Arthropoda; Arachnida; Mesostigmata; Phytoseiidae
Product: tigger transposable element-derived protein 6-like
Exons: 1
Coding region: 1-1536 (511 amino acids)
Cellular component (GO): nucleus
Molecular function (GO): DNA binding
Source: RefSeq, a predicted model, not a curated record
AUGCCCACCAACACGAACUUAAGUUUGAAAGACAAAGUGGAAGUUCUGGGAGAACUCGAAGCAGGUAGAAGUAAGCUCGACGUAAGAAGAGAUUGGAAGAUCUCCCAGGCUACGCUAUACAAUAUCAAGCGAGAUGCCGAGACGAUACGAGCACAAGCGGCUCUGAGACGAAGCGCGAAAUGCAAGCGGUUCAGGAAGUCGAAAUUCGGAGAUGUCGAGUCUGCUCUCUUCAAAACCUUCAGAGAAGCUCGUGCGUCCAAUCCUACCCUGCCGAUUUCUUCAUCAUGGCUCCAGGAGAAAGCUAAGUCCCUAGCAGCAGAGCAAGGCGACUCCGAUUUCAAAGCUUCGAACAAAUGGUUGGAGGGUUUCAAGCAGCGUCACCGCUUAUCGUCAAAGCGAACAUGUGGCGAGGCAGCCAAGGUCAAUCAAGAGGACGUGAACCAAUGGCUGGAGAACAAUGAAGGGAUCCUGAACGAUUACUCCUGUGAAGACAUAUUCAACGCGGACGAGACAGGUUUCUUCUACAAAAUGAUGCCGAAUCGGACGGUACAUUUCAAAGGAGAAGCCUGUCAUGGUGGAGAACAAGCGAAAGAUCGGUUCACGGUUUUGCUCUGUGCAAACUUCGCGGGCACCGAAAAAUUGCUGCCCUUGGUGAUUGGUCACAGUAGAAACCCCCGAUGUUUUCCGAAAUUGGCGAAGCGCGAAGCCUUCCAUGACAGCGCGAAGCUGGGUUGCCACUAUCGAUCGCAGAAAAGGGCAUGGAUGGAUACAGCGAUCUUCACCGAGUGGCUCUUGAAGAUUGAGGGAGAUUUCAGGAAGCAGAAACGCCGAGUACUUCUGCUCCUGGACAACUUCAAAGGUCAUGAGGUGGAUAUCGAACUCAAUCACGUCAAGAUUCUCUUCCUUCCUCCGAGGACCACAUCGAAAUCGCAGCCCAUGGACCAGGGCAUCAUUUGUAACGUGAAACAGUUGUACAAAAAAAAGCUGGUCGAACAUUACUGGGCCAUGGCACAGGACGGUCAAGUGAAGGAAAUAAAUUUGCUCCAGGGUAUCCGGUUCCUGAGAGAGUCAUGGGAUGAUGUCAAAACUUCCACCAUAUUCAACUGCUUCAAGAAAUGCCUCCCGAACGUUCGGAAUGCCAGCGCUCAAAGUGAGAACAGCGAUGACAUAGACGAACCGGAUCGAAUGAUUAUCCGAGACUGUUUCCCCAUUUCCAUGACUUUCGGGGACUUCGUUCAGGCUGAUCGGCAACUUGUGACUUCCGAUGAUUUCGAGCCUGAACACAAUGAGGUCCUCAGCGAAACCUCGGAUGAAGAACCCGGGUCCCCCUUCGAGGAGCCCAGUUGUGGUUUCGUGACCGGCCAAGAGGCUCUCCGAGCCUUGGCUACAUUGGUCAACCAUUGCUCUCAGAGACAAAAUAUUGUUCCAGGGAUCAGCAGGGCUCUACAUCAGUAUCGAGAUCUUGUUAUUUGUGACAUUCUACAGGAAAAAAGACAGGCAGAUCUUCGAUAUUAUUUUUCGAAAUCGAAGCCUUAG